This is a messenger RNA of Knipowitschia caucasica, 1857 nucleotides long. The record is from the annotation of a GenBank genome assembly. NCBI's taxonomy places the organism in Eukaryota, Metazoa, Chordata, Actinopteri, Gobiiformes, Gobiidae.
AUGGACUACAAGAUCCUGUCCAAGGUGUUGGCGUCCCGGCUGAGAGGGGUCAUGGCCUCGGUCAUCCACGUGGACCAGACAUACUGUGUGCCCAGCAGGCUCAUAGGGGAUAACAUCGCCCUGAUCAGAGACGUUUUGGAGGUCUCCGGCUCAUUGGGAAUCAACCUGGGACUGAUUUCCAUAGACCAGGAAAAGGCGUUUGACCGGGUUGAACACCAGUACCUCUGGCAGACCAUGACUGCCUUUGGGUUCAGCCCUGGGUUCAUCGCCCACAUCCGGACUCUGUAUUGUGACGUCAUGAGUGUACUGAAGGUGAAUGGGGGGCUCAGUGCUCCGUUCAGUGUGGGGAGGGGCAUCAGGCAGGGCUGCUCUCUGUCUGGGAUGCUCUACUCCCUCUCCAUCGAGCCCCUUCUGCAUCGGCUCAGAGCUGACCUGCAGGGGGUGCUGCUGCCUGGAGCACGACCAUUUAAGGUCUCUGCGUACGCAGAUGAUCUUAUUGUGUUCGUUAACAGCCAGAGGGAUGUGGAGGUCCUGGCUGACACAGUGCAGGUCUUUGGUCAGGUCUCCAGCUCCAGGGUGAACUGGAGCAAGAGCUCUGCCACUCUGCUCGGGGAGGGUCUGAGGGGUCUCAGCCUGCCUGGGGGACUGGUGUGGAGGACAGGGGGCCCGGCCUGGGGGGCCCUGUACAAGCCCCCUCUGACCAAGAAACAGGGGGACCUGCAGUGGAGGCUGCUGCAUGGGGCGAUAGCAGUCAAUGCCUUUGUGUGUAGGGUGAACAGGGCUGUGGGGGAGGGCUGUCCCUUCUGUGGGGAGAGGGAGACAGUGUUCCACUGCUUCUGGGAGUGUGGGAGGCUCAGGCACAUGCUGGAGCUGCUGAGGGGCCUCUUCACUUCACUGGGGGCAGAGUUUAAUGCUCAGGUGUUUGUGGGGGGGGUCAGGUACUCCAGCCGCAGCAGGAGGAGGGGGCGGCUGCUCAGUUUCCUGGUCGGUCAGGCCAAGAUGGCCGUCUAUGUGAGCAGGAGGAGGAUGGUCCAGGACCAGAGUGAGAUCAGUCCCAGGGCUCUGCUGGUCCGGAUGGUCCAGGCCAGACUCAGGCUGGAGUUCGGUCUCUACAGGAUAAAUGGGGAUCAGGAGGGGUUUGAGGAGCGCUGGGGGUUCAGGGAGUACUCCCGCGGGGUCUUUGCGAUCUUCGGGCUGUACGACAAACGCUCAGUGCACACGCUGACGUCAUUCUGCGGCGCUCUGCACAUCUCGCUCAUCACAGCCAGUUUCCCCACGGAGGGAGAGAGCCAGUUCACGCUGCAGUUACGGCCCUCCAUCAGGGGGGCGCUGCUGAGCCUCCUCGACCACUACGACUGGACCAAGUUUGUCUUCCUCUACGACACGGAUCGAGGCUCCCCACUGCAGGCUCCACACUGCAGGCUCCACACUGCAGGCCCCACACUGCGGGCCCCACACUGCGGGCCCCACACUGCGGGCCCCACACUGCAGGCUCCACACUGCGGGCCCCACACUGCAGGCCCCAAACUGCAGGCUCCAAACUGCAGCCUCCACACUGCAGGCUCCACACUACAGGCCCCACACUGCGGCCUCCUCACUGCAGGCUCCACACUGCAGGCUCCACACUGCAGGCCCUACACUGCGGGCCCCACACUGCGGGCCCCACACUGCAGGCUCCACACUGCAGGCUCCACACUGCAGGCUCCACACUGGGGGGUUGGAGACGGCUCACACAGCACCUCCUCAGUCCUCUGUCGCCUUCACAAAGCUCUCUCCUUUGCCAGGCUGCGCUCUUUAGUCACGCCAGACUCCACUCAGACACAUCCAUUCCACUUUGGCUGCGGCUCAGGGCAGUAA